ACUCCACACAUUUUCUUGUCUUCAAACUCACACAAAGAAAUAAAAGUCUCCAAAGCUCAAAAAAAAAUGACUCGACCGUCAAGAUUGCUCGAGACGGCGGCGCCGCCACCACAACCGUCGGAGGAGAUGAUAGCAGCGGAAUCCGACAUGGUAGUGAUCUUGUCGGCUCUUCUUUGCGCUCUUAUAUGUGUAGCUGGUCUCGCCGCCGUCGUACGUUGCGCUUGGCUCCGGCGAUUUACCGCCGGAGGAGAUUCGCCGUCUCCGAACAAAGGCUUGAAAAAGAAAGCUCUUCAGUCUCUUCCAAGAUCCACUUUCACCGCCGCGGAAUCCACCUCCGGCGCCGCCGCUGACGACGGAGACUCAACGGAAUGUGCUAUUUGUCUCACUGACUUCGCCGACGGCGAAGAGAUAAGAGUGCUUCCUCUUUGUGGACAUUCUUUCCACGUGGAGUGUAUUGACAAAUGGCUAGUUUCUAGGUCUUCUUGUCCUUCUUGUCGCCGGAUUCUUACGCCGUUGAGAUGUGACCGGUGUGGUCAUGCUUCUACGGCGGAGAUGAAAGAUCAAGCUCAUCGUCAUCAACAUCACCAACACUCUUCUUCUACCAUUCCAACGUUUCUUCCUUAAUUAACACUAAUUUUUGUUUAUGGCAAUAAUUAAUUGCAUAAAAAUUAUGUAAAGUGAGUUUAAUUAGGAAUAGAGAGAUCUUAAAAGUUUUUUCUCUUCGUUUCUUGUUGUUGUAAUCCAUUGUACUUAAUCAAAUCUCAGAUGGAGU
Molecule: messenger RNA, 772 nt
Organism: Arabidopsis arenosa
Lineage: Eukaryota; Viridiplantae; Streptophyta; Magnoliopsida; Brassicales; Brassicaceae
Source: the annotation of a GenBank genome assembly